Molecule: messenger RNA, 210 nt
Organism: Knipowitschia caucasica
Lineage: Eukaryota; Metazoa; Chordata; Actinopteri; Gobiiformes; Gobiidae
Source: the annotation of a GenBank genome assembly
AUGAGCGCCACCACAACUCCCUGGGGGCCUACACGAGAUCCCCCUCCCCUUCCUCUCCUGUUGGUUUUCCCGGCCACACUCAUGCGUUCGCUCACUUCUGCCCCCCGGAGGUGCAGCGCUCAGUGGAGUGAGAGGAGUCAGACGGCCGCCCUGACUGCUCCAAUUAAAUGGUUACAGGUGGAGGAGCCUGAAAGUGCUGCCUGCAUGUGA